UUCACAUCCGAAUUCAGCUCGCGUACCCGGUUCAACUUCACACGAAGCUAUACUUACACGCGCUAAUACUUAAGUAAACAAACAAGACGUCGCAGACUAUCACGUGACCUAAUUCCUUGAUAGCGGUGUUGAGUCUUAGAUUGCGUGUUAACCUUCUUCCGGGUAGCCUGGCCUGCCCCGACCCAUGGGUAGUGUUUGAACACCUUGUUCAGUUUUGUUACAUGCAAUCGACAGUACAUAUGCUGCCGUCGACGAGGUGAUACGUAUUUUAUGGAGGACGGGAAGAAACUUGCCCGACAUUUGGCAGUGUACAAAGGAACAGAACACCAUGGAAGCAAUCAUAUUCCCUCGUUCGAGGUGCCGGCCAUGUAGGAUGUUCUCGGUGGUCACGAUACCACAAAAUGACUUCAUGCAGCAACCUUUAACCUGAGUGGAGAACUUGACCUUCACCUUGACCCUGACUUCACUUACAGAUUUUUUUAUUUCUACUGGAAUGUAAAACUUUCAUUUUCAUUUCUCUUUCAAUUUGAAGAAACUCUCAACACACUCAAACAAUGAUGGGAUAUGUUAGAAUCAUCCACACUGUCGUUUAUAUUUUCGCUUUAACAUGUCAUAUUAUGUUUGGCUGUAAUUUCCUCACCUCAAGCGAUAUCAGCUCGAGUUGCCCGACCAACUGUACUUGCAACACAGAAGACGUGUACUGCAACUCGUCCUUGAUCACAGUUUUGAAUGGUUCUCUGGACAAACCUGGACUCUUUCGAUCCUUAAUGAAUAAACAUAUUAAUAUCUUGGAUUUGUCAUCCAAUGGAAUUGCAGAAAUUAAGGAUGGAUUUUUUGAAAACUUAACUAUCAAUAUCCACCAUCUUCGUCUAUCCUACAACAAAAUCGCAGAGAUCAAUGGGCCAGAGUUCAAGGGCAUUGUCGCAAAGUUUUUGUAUCUAUCCCAUAAUCAUAUUCAUCGGAUAGACCCAUAUGCUUUUGACGGAUAUGUUACCUGUGUCGAAGGUGUGGAUUUAUCUUACAACAAACUGACCUACUUUGAACCUUGGCCUUUCACAAAAAAUAAUCAAAUUUCGACAUUCAACUUUAGUCACAACGACAUCAGCAUCUUCCGGAACGCUCCAAACCUCACCAUUGUGGACAUACUAAGGACAUCAAAACUAGGUCUGAAUAAUCGGGUUGAUCUCACCUUCAAUAACUUCUCGGGGUGGAUCCUAGAAGCCCUGGAAGAUGUCUACCACUUCAAUGCUGAUCCAGAUACAGUCAUCACGAUGAAACUUGGAGCAAUGGGGUUUCUUCUCCAGAACAAUCCUUGGCGAUGCGACUGCAUGCUGUACGAAUUCAGACAUCAGCUGCAUUCAGACACAUUUAUGUUGUCAAAAACAAUACGUGACCAAUUAUCCUUCAAAUGUGUAACCCCGAAGAGACUCAGUGGUCAGAAUGCACUGGACGUGCCAAUUACUGAGUUGGUAUGUCCUGUUCUUGAAGGCUGUCCCACUUCCUGCCAUUGCCAGAGUGUACCAGCGUAUAAAUAUACAAGCGUCGUGUGCUCCACUCUUAUCUCAUUUCCAGACCAGAUGCCCUCGGGGCCAUUAUAUUUAAACUUAAGUUGGAAUUAUAUUUCAAAACUUGAAUUUAGACCAUACCUAUCACGUGUAACAUACCUGGAUUUGUCCAAUAAUAGAUUGUUUGUUAUAGAAGGGGGUGCUGUUCAAGUCAUGGGAAAUAUAGCUAUGCUUAAUCUUGCUUCAAACCAGCUGAUGACGCUUCCGAAAGAGUUACAAGUUGUGCGAUUCAGUAAUGUUCAUUUGGAAGGAAACAUACUCGACUGCUCUUGUGAUUUGACUUGGGUUUCUGAUUGGAUAGACGUCACGAGUGACGAUCCAGCCUAUCAGCGAUCAGUAUGCUACAAGGAUGGGUCGCCUAUCAGACUAUCUGCCAUGAAGGACCGCAUUGACUGUGUCACUGAUAUAGUGGUUCCCGUAACAGUAGGCGUUACCAUCACCGUUGCCGUGGUAAUACUCGCUGCUGUAGCAUGCAGAGUUUGGGGAAAGAAAAAGCUUCCAUUUGUAAUGUAUUUAAUAAGAGGAAGAAAAGUCCAACCUGUUGGCAAGUAUGAAGAUGACGAAGCGGAGAUGGACUACCAUGGUUACUUGUCGUUUGAUAACGACAAUAUGGACAUUGUACUUUGGGUUAAAAAUGUCCUUUUGGAAAAUUUGGAAAAUAAUGAUCAAGGCUUUCGAAUCUGCUGUCCGUUACGGGAUUUUGACGUUGGAGUUUCACAGGCAGAGGAAAUACUGAGUUAUAUUGACAGAAGCAAGCGGUUUAUAUCCAUCGUAUCUGACACAUACUUCAACGCUCUCAACUGGACAUCUUUUGAAUAUGACCAGGCACGACACAAACACAAAGACCACGAAUCCAACAUCAUCAUGAUUAUUUACAACAACAUUGACGUUGAUAAUGUAAGGUCUGAGGCCGCAAAGACAGCGUUGAACAGGAAGGAGUAUUUGAGAAGGGAAGACAAUUUGUUUUGGCAGAAACUUAAGUUUCUGGUCCAUACCGGACAUAAAUUGUUUUAAAGAGGAAGGGAAGAUGAUCAAUAUGUCCUCCAUGCAUAAAGGACAAUGCAACGUCGUCAUCACUUGUCCAUAUAUUUACAAAGUCGUUGACAUCAAUAAUAUCACAACCCGUGAAGAUCCGGGGUAGAAUAGGUCUUCAGCAACCAUGCUUGUCGUAAAAGGCGACUAACGGGAUCGGGUGGUCAGGCUCGCUGACUUGGUUGAUGCAUAUCAUCGAUC
Molecule: messenger RNA, 2798 nt
Organism: Haliotis rufescens (red abalone)
Lineage: Eukaryota; Metazoa; Mollusca; Gastropoda; Lepetellida; Haliotidae
Product: protein toll-like
Exons: 2
Coding region: 555-2579 (674 amino acids)
Biological process (GO): signal transduction
Molecular function (GO): protein binding
Source: RefSeq, a predicted model, not a curated record